Molecule: messenger RNA, 1167 nt
Organism: Letharia columbiana
Lineage: Eukaryota; Fungi; Ascomycota; Lecanoromycetes; Lecanorales; Parmeliaceae
Exons: 6
Coding region: 1-1167 (388 amino acids)
Source: RefSeq, a predicted model, not a curated record
AUGUCAAUCAGUUCAGCAGAAGCCGCAUACCAGCUUGCUCAUGCCCACCAAAGCAAGACAGGCCAGCUCAUCGGUUCGACUGCCGCACUUUCAGCUUUAGCGACAGUGCUGGUACUUGCGCGCUUCAUUACCAGAGUACACACAAAAGUUGGCUUGAAGGCAGAUGAUUGGGCUAUUGUGAUCGCCUUGCUCAUUGCCUGGGGAGAGUUCGUGACCAAUGUCAUAUGCGGUCACAAUGGGCUGGGAAGGCACCUGAUCACAGUCACGCCGAAUGAAGCCAUCGUUCUCGAGAAGGGCCUUUAUGCGAACGUACUCGUUUUUCCGAUUGCCAUCUGCAUCAUCCAGCUCUCGAUCCUCCUAUUCUAUGUUCGCGUUUUCACCCUCCGAGAUGCUCGAUUCAAGAUUGCGCUGCUGGUGUGCGCUGGUUUGUCGGUUGGAGUCUGCGUGUCACAAGUCUUUCCCACGAUAUUUCAAUGCUCGCCCAUUGCAUAUUCCUGGGACAAAGCCAUCGUAGGAGGGCAUUGCAUCAAUGUACACGUCAUGUGGAUUGCCCAAGACAUUCUUUUCCUUGUCUUGGAUAUCUAUGUCGUCGUACUCCCGCUGCCUAUGAUCUGGAAUCUCCAGAUAACAAGACCGGAGAAGAUUGCUGUCAGCGGCAUGUUCCUUCUGGGGUCCUUCAUCGCCGUGGUGAAUUUGAUCAGACUUCCAAAAUUAAUUUAUGUCGGGCCCGAUGACCUCACGUACUCCGACGUUGGCGCCGCUAUCUGGUCACAGGCCGAAGUGUGCUUAGGUAUCGUUGCCGCGUGUCUACCUUGCCUCCGACCACUUAUGUUCCUCCUCUUCACUACUCUGAAGUCAGGAUCCAACUACCUGUCCUGGCGACGAUCAAAGGCCACAGGGUCAUACCAGAUGCAUUCGGUUCAGAAAAGAGACUCAGGCAGAUCAAGUGCUGAGCAAAGGUUGAGUGCUUUUGAAACUGAAACAUGGAAGUCUCAUCCCAUUGCUCAGUGUGAUGAUACUUAUCAAGGAGAAAGGAUCGAAAAUGUUGCAAGGGGAGGUUGGAAGGGAGGUAGUUCUGGCUCAGAUGAGGUAGAUACGGAUUUGGAAAAAGGAAUUUGGAAAAGAAUCUCACUGGAAAUAACUAGAGAUACAAGUGAGCAAGGCUAG